This is a messenger RNA of Aphis gossypii (cotton aphid), 2158 nucleotides long. RefSeq lists its product as uncharacterized. NCBI's taxonomy places the organism in Eukaryota, Metazoa, Arthropoda, Insecta, Hemiptera, Aphididae. The coding region runs from base 182 to 1963 and encodes 593 amino acids. The record is from RefSeq and is a predicted model, not a curated record. The transcript has 10 exons.
AUAAUAUUAUUAGAAAUAUUUAUAUAUUAUUUAUUUAUUAUUUACAUUAUAAUCAAAUCUUACGAAUUCACGAAUUUACGAUUAUAAAUUUUCAACUCCCAAGAUUAAAUUUGUAUACAUUUUUAUUUUUUUACUACCACUGUGAUUAAUUUGCCAUUAUAUCAUAUAUUAUGUUCUAGAAAUGGAUUUACAAAAUUUGGAGAAUUAUCCAGUAUACAUAUUAAAUGUGAUUCCGGAGGUCACUGAAGAAAGCAAUGUACAACAACCACAGCAAAUGACUUCUGGAGAACUGUUAUCCUACAACUUCUAUGUUCCAAACGUAGACCACCAAGUUCCAAUACUGAAUGCAGAAAGUGUGCCGCCGAUAGUUUCUCAUACUAAUACUACAAAGUCAAUCAAAAAAUUAACUUUUGACAAAACUAUACACCAUUCGGCAGUAAAAAAUAAUCAAUCUAUUGAGUCACACAUUAACACAAAUUCUGAAAAAUCUGAUUUAUCACGGUUAAUAAAAGAUGAAGAUAUACAUAAUGGUAAUAAUAAAAUAAUGAAAUAUGACCCAGCAACUGAUACUAAUGUAAUUAUUCAUUUGGUAAGGCCAACUGAUUUAGAACCAAAUUGUAAUGAAAUAAAGGUGCCAAAACGAGGACGACCGAGAAAAGUUAUCGGCGAAUUAAGUGAGAGUGAAACAAAACGUGAUGAAUCUUCAAUACAAAACAAAGCAGAAGAUAUUAUAGAGUACCCAUUAAUAUCUACUAAGUCUGGUCGCUUGUGUAAACCUCCAAAACACUUUUUAAAUGGUGAAAACGCAAUGGAAACUAAAAAGAACCAGUUUUUAGAGGUCGGCAAUAAUGACUUUAUUGGUAGAAAAAAAGUAAAAUACAGUGUUAAAUCAGAUUUUGUUUGUGGAGGAUGUGGUAAAACUUAUUUAGGCCAUAAACGAAUGCAAGAACAUUUUGAAAGGUUUCCUACUCAUAAGAUGAACACAGACGAAAAACAAGUGGAUUCUGAGUUACAAGAUAUUUUCCAAAACCUCAACGAAACGCCAAUAAAUAUUGAUGUAAUUUAUAGUAAAAAAGAAACUCAUACUCAAACAGAAGUCUUAAAAAAUCAACACUGUGCUUAUAUCAAGUCAAAAAAAAAUUUACAAUUUCAUUUGAAACAAAUAAUGAAACAUCUGAAAAAAACAAACCUUAUAAAAUCAUUGUCUGGAACAAUAUCUGUUUGGGAUUUAUUAUCCAGUAUACUUGAGAAUGAUGGUCUACAAGGAUUUACCAAAGAGCUAAAUACACUUAUCAUAAAUUUAAGAAAUUUAUCAAAAUCUUUAAAAUUUGUAUCAAAUUGUGAAUCUAAUUCUAUUGAUAACAGUCAAAUGUUCAUAGAUGAUUCAUUAGGACAGUUGUUUGGCUUACCAAAAGGCUCUUAUUGUUUAAAAGACAUUCAAAACAAUUAUGAAAUGCAGCAAGAAUCUAAUGUUUGGGCUAUAGACUCGACAAAAUCUAUUGAACCCGAAGUUUCUGUGUCGCAAAAUUUAAAUCGCCACUCUAGUCCUAUUCAUUUAAAUCUUUUUGAUAGUCAAUCAUCUAAGGUUGAUUUCUUACUUAGCUCUAGUAUGGAAGAAUCAAUAUUGUGUGAUGAAAAUCAAGCAGUCCUGGAAAGUGUAGAUGGUCUUGUAUCUGAAAGGUUACGUACAAUGUCUGAUCAUUUGCACUCUAAUGUACCUAUAAUUGAUUAUCCUAUUGCAUCCACAUCAUCUGCUUCUAACGUCUCUCAACCAGAUUCCUUUAUGGGUCAUGGGGUUUAUGAAGUUUUUACUAAUGAUUUAAACCUAGUUCCUACAUCUACUGAAGAGUUUAUAAAAAGCUUAGAACAGUUUGAACCUCUAAAUGACAGUGAUAAUGCAUUAAGUACAGAAACAAGAAUGCUGGACUUUGAAGAUCUUCAACAUACAUUUCACACUUCUUAAUGAUAAAAUAACAUUCAAUUUUCUUAUCUUUAAUUGCUAAGAGCAAAUUUAAUAUUUGUUGUUGUUUUUUUUUUUUUUGUUCUUUUUUAUAAAAUUAUGGAUUUGUGAUUAUUAAUUAUAAUUGUUAAAUAAUUCUAUACAGUAAGAAUACAUCAGUAAUCAUUAAGAGUAAAUACAGUUAUAUAUUCAUUAAAU